This is a messenger RNA of Zingiber officinale, 1754 nucleotides long. RefSeq names its product alpha-1,3-arabinosyltransferase XAT2-like. The transcript has 7 exons. Bases 102 to 1685 code for a protein of 527 amino acids. The record is from RefSeq and is a predicted model, not a curated record. Gene Ontology annotation, molecular function: glycosyltransferase activity. Lineage: Eukaryota; Viridiplantae; Streptophyta; Magnoliopsida; Zingiberales; Zingiberaceae.
CAUUGUCUGUCACCCAACAGCUUUCAUUGAACUCGCCUUAAUCCUCAAUAUAUCGAGAGUGCAGAGAAGAUCCCGGCUGGUUACGUUGGAGCAGAUCAGAGAUGGUGACCAAAUUGAGGUUGAUUCGAAAUGGCAACCAAUGCAGAAAAUACAAGCACGCAGCCGUCGCCGCCGGGUUCUUCUUCGUCGCCAUGGCUUUCUUGGUGGUGUACAAGCCCCAGUCACUUGCCGUUCCUAACUUCGGGUUUCGGGCAUCCAUCGCGAAUCCAGAUUCAGGGAGCAAUAUGGUGAACGGAGAAGACGAUCAUGCGAGAAAUUCUCUAGCAUCUGGAAGAAAUGAUGAUAAGGAAGAGGCGUUCUCGGAAAAUUAUUACAUUUCUGACUCAAAAAAGGAAAGUGGGAGAGAAUUUAAAGAUACGAUGUUGAAUCAAGAAACGAUGCACGUUGAACUCCCAAUUGCCUCGAACUCCACUGCUCCCAUGCAAUUAGCUGCCGGAGAAGCCAUUCGAAGGAGGAAGCCACUGUGCGACGUUUCGGACCCGCGCGUCGACAUCUGCGAGAUGAGCGGCGACAUCAGGAUCGCCGGAAACUCUUCUUCUAUCCUAUUUAUUGAGCCCGAGGCGGCGGCGCGGCCGCCGGAGCAAUGGCGAGUCCGCCCUUACCCUCGGAAGGGCGACGACACUUGCCUCGGCGGCGUCAGACAGUUCGCCGUCGUCAGCGCGCGCAGCGACGGCGCCCCGCAGUGCACCGUCGACCACGGCGACGUCCCGGCCGUCGUCUUCUCCGUCGGCGGCUACACCGGCAACCUCUUCCACGACUUCACCGACCUGCUCGUGCCGCUCUUCGUCACCGCUGGCCCCUUUCACGGCAAAAUUCAAUUCGUCGUCGCGGAUUGGAAGAGCUGGUGGAUCAACAAGUACCUCGUCGUCUUCCGUAAAUUGACAAACUACCAGUUGAUGGAUUUGGAGCAGCAGAGUGCCGGGCAAGUGCAUUGCUUCAAACAGGUGGUGGUCGGACUUCGAGCUCACAAGGAGUUCUUGAUCGAUCCUGCCAGAUCGCCCAAUCGCUACACCAUGGUGGAUUUCAAGAGGUUCAUGAGGAUCGCGUUCUCGUUGGAACGAGACGCGCUGAAUAACGCCACCGACGGCGGCCACCUCCCCCCGCGCCGGAAACCGAGACUCAUGCUGAUCGCGAGGAAACAGUCGAGGGCGUUCACCAACGUGCCGGAGAUCGUGGCCAUGGCAGAGGAGCUAGGAUUCGAGGUCAUGGUGGCGGAGGCGGACGCGGGGUCCGACCUGGCGCGCUUCGCGGGGGUGGUGAACUCAUGCGACGUGAUGGUGGGCGUGCACGGUGCCGGGCUCACCAACAUGGUCUUCCUGCCGGCGAACGCCACGGUGGUGCAGGUGGUGCCGUGGGGCGCGCUGGAGUGGCUCGCCAUGCUGGACUUCGGGAACCCGGCGAAGGCGAUGGGGCUCCACUACGUGCAGUACAGCAUCGGGAUCGAGGAGAGCACGCUGAGGGAGAGGUACCCGAGGGGCCAUGCGGUGUUCACCGACCCGAUGUCGUUCCACCGCCGCGGCUUCGCCGUGGUGCGGUCGACGUUCAUGGUGCGGCAGGAUGUGAAGCUGGACGUGAAGAGGUUCCGGGAGCUGCUGGGGAAGGAAGUGGGCCACAUGGUCCAGUAGUUCUUCUUCCAGUCUUUAAUGUUUAUUAAAAUUAAUAAAAUCAUAAACAUUGCAAUUUUCAGUGGAAAA